AUGAUCUUCUCUUCACAGUACCACAUCGACAUCCCCAACGAAGACAUCCUAACAUUUCUUUUCUCCCGGACACGCUUCAAAGAGAAUGACCCCAUCUGGAUCGAUGCCAUGAACCCGGAUUUGUUCGUGACUUUAUCCAAAGCGAGAGAGCUCACAUAUCGAAUUGGCCAGGGUCUUCGGGACCUAGGCAUCGGCGUCGGCAAGGGGGCCGGUACCAGAUCCAACAAUGACGGGAAACAUGGUCGCGACGCGGACGACAGUAUUGUCCUUUCGUUUGUCGAAAACCAAGUUAUGGUGGCGCCGACCUUGCUGGGCGUUUUAUGUGCAGGAGGUAUCCACGCCACUUGUCCCAUGACAGCCACGGUGUUCGAGCUCGCGCGCCAGAUCAGACUCAGCAAGCCCAGAGUUUUGAUCUGCUCGGAACAGACGAGAAGAGUCGCAGAGGAAUCAAUUGUCCAGUCGGGCAUUGGAGGAGUCAAAUUGUUGCUGAUGGUUUCCAAGACGCUUGAUGUGGUUGACGCCAAUACUAAAAAGUCAAUGGUUAGCAAGGAUAGGAUUCUCCGCUGGCGCAGGAUCAGUGAUCCGGUUGAACUCGAAAACACUACUGCGUGCUUGGUAUAUUCGAGUGGAACAACGGGGGUACCGAAAGGCGUCCGAAUCACCCAUUCCAACAUCGUCUCCAAUCUCUGCCAAAUGGCAUUCCACUUCGACCAUUUCGCCAAAAAGGCCAUCGCCGAGGGCACGUACCUGAAGAUGCCCGGGAUCAUGCAGAACGCCGUCGUUCUGGGCAUCACGGUGCAAACCAUGAUGGCCCUACAGACAGGAAUGCAGGUCUUCAUGAUCCCCAAGUUCGACUUUGAUUUUCUGAUGGCCUGCGUGCGGAAAUACUCGCUGUCGACUUUCUUUUUGGUGCCGGCUGUGUGGAACCGCAUUGCGACCGAGUGCACAAAGGACGAUCUUGCUGGGUUUCGAUUCUGCAUGAGUGGUGCCUCGCCGUUACCGCUCGCCUUGCAGUUGAAGGUCGAAGACAUGUUGCCUCCCGGAGUCAUGCUUAGAGUCAAUUGGGGAAUGACUGAGACCACGACGGGUGCGUCUCAACCGGCUCCCGAAGAAGUCGAUAGGGACGGCGCCUCGGGAAGGCUGUUGCCGAAUAUGCAGGCUGUCAUAUUGGGAGCCAAGGGGGAGAAGUUGGGUGUUGGUCAGCGGGGGGAAUUGUGUGUCAAAGGUCCCAAUGUCAUCCGCGAAUACUUCAACAACCCGGAAGCCACCAAGGCAGCCUUCACCCCUGACGGCUGGUUCCGCACCGGCGACAUUGCCUACUUUUCAAAAGACGGCAAAUUGUUCAUUGUUGGACGAUCCAAGGAACUAUUGAAAUAUAAAAGCCAUCAGAUCUCCCCUUCUGAACUCGAGGCUAUCCUCAGCCAGUGUCCCGGCAUCGUUGAUGUCGGGGUCAUUGGAGUACCUGACGGCAACGGCAACGACCUUCCACGCGCAUACAUUGUCCAAAAACCAAAGAACUCUCAAUCUGGCGGCAGUGAUAUAUCAUCAUCAUCUACCCUCCUGUCGGAAAAGGAUGUUCACGAUUUCCUCAAUGCCCGUGUGAGCGUGUACAAGCGGUUACGGGGUGGGGUCCGCUUCGUCGACGAGAUUCCACGGAACGUCAAUGCAACUAUCAUGCGCAAUGUGCUGAAAGAGUGGGUGGAGAAGGAACAGGAACAGGAACAGUCGUCUGCGUCUGUGCCGGCGAGAGCGAGGUUAUAA
This is a messenger RNA of Exophiala dermatitidis NIH/UT8656, 1761 nucleotides long. Its product is annotated as 4-coumarate-CoA ligase. Gene Ontology annotation, biological process: secondary metabolic process. Lineage: Eukaryota; Fungi; Ascomycota; Eurotiomycetes; Chaetothyriales; Herpotrichiellaceae. Gene Ontology annotation, molecular function: CoA-ligase activity. The record is from RefSeq and is a predicted model, not a curated record. The transcript has 4 exons. The coding region runs from base 1 to 1761 and encodes 586 amino acids.